Striga asiatica is the source of this 2283-nucleotide messenger RNA. NCBI's taxonomy places the organism in Eukaryota, Viridiplantae, Streptophyta, Magnoliopsida, Lamiales, Orobanchaceae. The record is from the annotation of a GenBank genome assembly.
GAAAUAAUGAAAUCCAAUUUCAAAGGAAAAAAUAAAAGAAAAAACUGGAAAUAGGUUAGGCUUGCUUUAAGAUCUUUGUUGUUAUGUAUGCUGGCCUCUGAAGGCACAUCAGAAGUUUCUUCAGAUCCGAAGAAAAAGAUAAAUCAAGAACUGUAUGUUGAUUUGUGGUUGCUCAUUUUGCAGAUGGAUUCACCGACAAGAAACAAAGAUGUCCCGUUUUAUGAGCUGAUUCCAUUUCCAACUCCCCCUACUCAUCUUCCUCACUUACUCCUAAAUCCAACAAUGAUUACCUUCAUGGAACCCAAAGAAAAACUCACCGAACACGACAAAUGCUUGGAUCCUCAGCUAUGGCAUGCCUGCGCCGGCAGCAUGGUCCAAAUGCCACCAGUAAACUCCAAAGUCCUCUACUUCCCCCAAGGCCACGUGGAACACGCCUCCGAAAACGUAGACUUCCGGAACCUUCCGCGGGCCCCACCUUACGUCCUGUGCUGUGUCUCAGCUGUCCGGUUCUUAGCCGACCCUGAAACCGAUGAGGUCUUCGCGAAAAUCCGACUCUCCCCAGUCUCCAGUCACGAGGCUAACCUUGAGGACAACGACUGUGGGCCUAAUGGGCUUUCCGGGCCCGCCGACAAUCAAGAAAAGCCCGCGUCUUUCGCCAAGACUUUGACCCAAUCAGAUGCGAACAACGGCGGCGGAUUCUCUGUGCCAAGGUACUGUGCAGAGACGAUCUUCCCCAGACUAGACUACUCUGUCGACCCGCCAGUUCAGACGAUCCUUGCCAAAGAUGUUCACGGCGAGACUUGGAAAUUCCGGCAUAUUUACCGGGGUACCCCUAGACGGCACCUGUUGACGACGGGUUGGAGCACGUUUGUGAACCAGAAGAAAUUAGUAGCAGGGGACUCGAUCGUUUUCAUGAGGUCUGAAAACGGCGGUGAACUCUGUGUCGGCAUAAGGCGGGCCAAGAGAGGGAUUGGGCCCGGCGGUGGGCCCGAGGUGCACGCGGGCUGGAACUAUGGUGGGGGGUUCUCGUCGUUGUUCUUGAGAGAGGACGAGGGUAAAAUGGGGAGGAAUGAUUUGAUUGGGGGCAGAGGGAGGGUGAGGGCCGAGGACGUAAUUGAGGCGGUAGGCCGUGCGGCGAGCGGUCGGGAGUUUGACGUGGUUUAUUAUCCGCGGGCGAGCACGCCGGAGUUCUGUGUGCGUGCGAGUUUGGUUAAGGCGGCAUUGCAGGUGAGGUGGUGCUCAGGGAUGAGGUUCAAGAUGGCGUUCGAGACGGAGGACUCGUCGAGAAUAAGCUGGUUCAUGGGGACUGUGUCGGGUGUACAGGUGGCGGACCCCAUCAGGUGGCCCGACUCGCCUUGGAGGCUUCUUCAGGUGGCAUGGGACGAGCCCGAUCUGCUUCAGAACGUGAAACGAGUAAGCCCGUGGCUUGUCGAACUAGUAUCCAACAUGCCCGCUAUCCAUCUUUCCCCAUUUUCAUCACCCCGUAAAAAACUUCGACUCCCUGGCCAUCCUGAAUACUCUCCUCUCGACUCCCAAUUCCCUCUGCCACCGUUUUCCGGUGGCCCCUUUAGCGGUAACUGCCUUCUGAACAGUAACAACACUCCUCCUGCUGGCAUGCAGGGAGCCAGGCAUGCUCAAUACAGCUUAUCAUCCCUAUCAGACAACAACAACAAUAAUAAUAAUAUUAAUAAUAAUCCUCGCUACCCCAAAAAUAUAAUCCCGGCGAGUUUUUUUCCCUUUGGUUAUCCUCCCUUUGACCGGGCUCCGCCAGCUGGCCCGAUCACUCCCGGGCCCUGCAGCGGUGGAAAUGUUUCUUGUCAGCUGACUAUGGGCUGCCAGGCCCAAUCUCAAGAAACGGGAAAAUCGAGUGAAGGGAAGCAUGCCCAAGCCCCAUUUCUACUUUUUGGGCAGAAGAUAGUUAUGGAGAAUAGGGUAAUGAGCUACUCGAGCGAAACGGUUAAUUCUUCGUCUGAAGGUAAUGGGGAUAAGAAUGGAAAUACAUCUGAUGGAAUUCAGUCAGAGGAGCCCGGUCAGUGCAAAGUUUUCAUGGAAUAUGAGGAUGUUGGGCGGACUUUGGAUCUUUCUUUGAUUGCUACUUAUGAGGAACUUUACCAAAAGUUAGCAGAUUUAUUUGGAGUCGAGGUUUCGGAAAUUGAGAAUCAUGUUCUGUAUCGGGAGGCCUCGGGCUGCGUUAAGCGAGUUGGCCGUAUACCGUUUAGUGAUUUUGUGAAGGCUGCGAGGAGGUUGACGAUUUUAACAGAUUCGAGCAGUGAUAAUUUAUGA